Raphanus sativus (radish) is the source of this 2138-nucleotide messenger RNA. RefSeq names its product probable amino-acid acetyltransferase NAGS2, chloroplastic. The record is from RefSeq and is a predicted model, not a curated record. The transcript has 9 exons. Bases 160 to 2022 code for a protein of 620 amino acids. Gene Ontology annotation, molecular function: L-glutamate N-acetyltransferase activity, acting on acetyl-CoA as donor. Lineage: Eukaryota; Viridiplantae; Streptophyta; Magnoliopsida; Brassicales; Brassicaceae. Gene Ontology annotation, biological process: L-arginine biosynthetic process. Gene Ontology annotation, cellular component: cytoplasm.
UUGAACCAAAUUCCAAUCAUUUCAUUAACAUGAAUGGAACAACAUUGACCCCACGUGAAGACACAAACUCUACCACCGCCAUCUCCGACUCUAUACCGUCGUCUCCUGCCGGAUUAAUUCAAUUUUUUUAAAGAAAAUUUGAGCUGAAUUCUCCUAAAGAUGAUGGAGCGAGGAGCAUUGUUAGGUUCCGCUUCUUCUUCAAACUUGUACGUUCCUUUCCAAUUUCGCCAAACAAGAAGCGAACCUUCGUCUUUCAGACCGAACAAUAAUAAGCUGAACCCCUACCCGGUUUUUAUCUCUCCAUGGUUUAGACCGGUUGCUUCUGUAUCUUCUCUGUCAACGAAAUGCAAUAUGUACGACUACGCGACGAGGGCAGGCGGUGAUGUGGAGGCUGAGCAUCCAGUUGACGACAAAGAGUUUGUGCGUUGGUUCCGUGAAGCUUGGCCUUAUCUAUGGGCCCACCGUGGCUGCACCUUCGUCGUUGUUAUCUCCGGCGAGAUCAUUUCCGGCCCUUACUGUGAUCCCAUUUUAAAGGACAUUGCGUUUCUUCAUCAUCUGGGAAUAAGAUUUGUGCUAGUUCCUGGAACCCAAGAGCAAAUUGACCAGCUUUUGUCUGAGAGAGGACGCGAGGCUACAUAUGUGGGACGUUACAGAGUAACUGAUGAAGCAUCUUUGCAGGCUGCUAAGGAAGCUGCUGGAGCAAUAUCAGUGAUGCUUGAGGCCAAACUAUCUCCUGGACCUUCUAUUUGCAAUAUCCGUAGGCAUGGUGAUAGUAGUCGUUUGCAUGAUAUUGGUGUCAGGGUUGAUACUGGUAACUUUUUUGCUGCAAAAAGAAGAGGUGUUGUUGAUGGUGUUGAUUUUGGAGCGACAGGGGAAGUGAAGAAGAUCGAUGUAGAUCGGAUUUGUGAGAGGCUUGAUGGUGGUUCUGUAGUCUUGUUGAGGAACUUGGGCCACUCAAGCUCUGGAGAAGUUUUGAAUUGCAAUACCUAUGAGGUUGCUACAGCUUGUGCAUUAGCUAUAGGAGCAGAUAAGCUUAUCUGCAUUAUGGACGGUCCAAUUCUUGAUGAGAGUGGGCAUCUGAUUAGUUUCUUGACACUCCAAGAAGCAGAUAUGUUAGUGAGAAAACGGGCACAACAAAGCGACAUUGCUGCUAAUUAUGUAAAAGCUGUUGGAGAUGGAAGUAUCACUUAUCACAACGAACCUCCUAACAACAACAACAACACCAACGGCAAGGAUACUUAUCCUUCUCAUAACGGGAGACCACCAUUUUGGGGAAACGGAAACCACACUCGAAUCUUUCAGAACGGUGUUGGAUUUGAGAAUGGGAACGGAUUAUGGUCCGGUGAGCAAGGUUUUGCUAUCGGUGGUGAGGAGAGACUAAGCCGUUUAAACGGUUAUCUUUCUGAGUUGGCUGCUGCUGCGUUUGUCUGCAGAGGUGGAGUCAAAAGAGUACACUUGUUGGAUGGUACUAUAAGUGGCGUUCUGUUGUUGGAACUUUUCAAAAGAGAUGGAAUGGGGACUAUGGUUGCUAGUGAUGUGUACGAAGGAACCAGAGAUGCCAAAGUGGAUGAUCUUGCGGGCAUUAGACAUAUCAUCAAACCCUUGGAGGAAUCUGGGAUUCUGGUUCGCAGAACCGAUGAGGAGUUACUGCGAGCUUUGGAGUCGUUCGUGGUUGUGGAAAGAGAAGGUCAGAUCAUCGCCUGUGCAGCUCUGUUUCCCUUCUUUGAAGACAAAUGCGGAGAAGUAGCAGCCAUUGCAGUUGCAUCAGAUUGCCGCGGUCAAGGCCAAGGCGAUAAACUGCUAGAUUACAUAGAGAAAAAAGCUUCAUCACUCGGGUUAGAGAAGCUGUUUCUACUAACAACACGAACAGCAGAUUGGUUUGUGAGACGCGGGUUUCAAGAAUGUUCAAUCGAGGUGAUACCAGAGAAGAGAAGACAGAGAAUUAACCUCUCUAGAAAAUCCAAGUACUACAUGAAAAAGUUACUACCUGACCGGAGUGGCAUUUCAGUGCUGAGAAUAUAAAACAGCAAGAAAGCAAACUCUGAGCAAUAUUGUAAUAAUAUUUCCAUAUUGUUUGAUUCCGGAUUUGUGACUUUAAAUUCAUUCCAAAACAACAGUAGCACCAACCGCUUUGAGUU